Molecule: messenger RNA, 1135 nt
Organism: Cuculus canorus (common cuckoo)
Lineage: Eukaryota; Metazoa; Chordata; Aves; Cuculiformes; Cuculidae
Gene: ISX
Product: intestine specific homeobox
Exons: 5
Coding region: 53-1135 (360 amino acids)
Biological process (GO): regulation of transcription by RNA polymerase II
Molecular function (GO): DNA-binding transcription factor activity, RNA polymerase II-specific; RNA polymerase II transcription regulatory region sequence-specific DNA binding
Source: RefSeq, a predicted model, not a curated record
CACCGGAGCCCAGGUCUUGGUCCCACGCUGAUCAGCAGAGAGGAGAAGGCGCAUGUGCUCACUUGUGGGUCACCUUUUUUCUCCUCCUGGGACUCCUGCGGGUCAGCCAGGUAGGGGUGGUGAAAGACGCACAGCUUCCCAGCUGCAUGUUUCUCGGGGUACAUCAAGAGCUGGGAGAACAGGAGAGGACUCUCUGCCCUGUGGCCACUUUGACAGGAAGAUGACAGACCCCCAGGUGUGUGCGGGCCAGGGGAAGCCUAGCCUGUCCUUUUCCAUUGAGGAAAUCUUAAAGAAACCUUCUGCCAUCACCGCCCAAAGCAGUGAAACCAGGAACAGAAGUAACUAUGCUGAGAGACCUACAGCUCUAAAAGCAGGGUCACUACUGGCCUUUGAUUCCAGCAGGAGUCAGUUAGACUGUGACUUGCAUUCAAGCAAAAUGUUUCCUCCUUCCACAUGUGCUACACCCAUAGUCAGAGCAAAGAAUGUGCAAGCAGCAAACUGCAGGAGACCUACCGAAAGCCCAGCUUCUUUCCUUGGCGAGGACACAGGACGUGAACACCUGGAACGCAAAAGAAAACAUGAGAAAGAGGAAGAUCAGCUGUGUGAUUUUCCAGUGGACCAUACACUUCAUGUUGAGAGAAAAGGGAAACGAAGAAUCCGGACAACAUUCACAGCUGAGCAGCUGCAGGAACUGGAGAAGAUUUUCCAAGUGACUCACUACCCGGAUGUCCAUAUUCGCAAUCAACUGGCAGCAAAGAUAAACCUCCCAGAAGCCAGGGUUCAGAUCUGGUUCCAGAACCAGCGAGCAAAGUGGAGGAAACAUGAAAAAUUUGGCAACUUUGGUGGCCUUCAUCUGACAGAAUUUGACUUCAUACCUGCUUCCAAGUCAGAUAUCACAGCUCCUAGCUUGAUGCCAAGAGAGCUCACUGCUACCAUCCCUGCUGUGGGAUACUACACACCGCUGCAAGGGCAGCUGACAACUACCUGGCUGCCCAGCACGCUCUCCUUCGUUCCCCACCACUUGGAGCUGCUGCCUUUCCCAAAACCAUUCUUAUUCUUCAAUGUCCUUCCUACUUAUGGCACGUCGCUAUCCCACAAAUUGGAAAGGAGCAGUAUCUGCGCCAGCUCCACAUAA